Ectocarpus siliculosus is the source of this 540-nucleotide messenger RNA. The record is from the annotation of a GenBank genome assembly. Lineage: Eukaryota; Phaeophyceae; Ectocarpales; Ectocarpaceae.
AUGGCCGAGAUGGUAGCACGGGCCGACCUGCGGACGCAGGCGCGACAACGCCUCAUCUACCGAGGGAAAGUGCUGGCCGAUGCGGACCCCCUCAGCGCCUAUAAGGUGGAGAACGGCCACUUCGUCCACAUGGUGGCGAGGCCGGAGGGCGUCCCGCCGCCCGCGGGGGGGGGCGGCGGCGGGGCUCCGUCGGCGUCCGCCCCCGCCCCCUACUACCUGCGGCCCCCGACCGGCGGGGGGGGCCGCAGCGACCGCUUGCUGAUGGGGAUGGGCGCGCCCGCCACUACCGCCGCCGUCCCGGCCACCGCUGCCGCGGAGAGAGGACAAGGGCGCAACAACAACAACAACAACGGGAUAGACAACGCGUUGCUCAACGCCGCGGCUGGGCUCGAGCAAGGGGAUUUCUUGUCGAACAUGCUUGCCCUCGGGGGAGGGAACGGCAGGCGGCGGCGGGGGAGGAGGGGGGGGGGGGAGGGCGGCGAGGGCGGCCGGAUCACCGCCGCUGGCGAUGCCCCAGUGGAAUGCGAACGGCCUUGCUGA